AUGGAGAAGGAUAUAUGCAAGAAAGGAUCAUCAAUCUCGAGAAACUCAUCGACCGGAUACUACUAUCACCAGAGGUCGGAAGGUGUUCCGUUCAAAUGGGAGAUGCAGCCAGGGACUCCCAUUAAUACUCAUCCGGUGGAGAUAGUUCCUCCGAUCAGUCCCCCUCCGGCGAUGCUCAGCCUAGGCUUCCCCAAGCCAUCCAUCUCCGUGGAAGAGCCCAAGCACUCGGUGUUUCCAUCGAAGCUGAAGCUACGGAAUUGGAAACAUAUUCGUUGCAAGAGAUAUUUCUCUAGAUUGACUAACAAAAUGGUUUUGCGUUCGAUUUGUUUGUAUCCAGAGAAACGCUAA
Messenger RNA from Thlaspi arvense, 348 nucleotides. NCBI's taxonomy places the organism in Eukaryota, Viridiplantae, Streptophyta, Magnoliopsida, Brassicales, Brassicaceae. The record is from the annotation of a GenBank genome assembly.